CAUGCAAUGCUUCCUUCCUGUGGCCCCGCAGAGACCAGGGUCCCAGCAUGCAACGCUUCCUCUCCUCCGGCCUAGCAGAGACAAGAGUCCCAGCAUGCAACGCUUCCUCUCCUCCGGCCUAGCAGAGACAAGAGUCCCAGCAUGCAACGCUUCCUCUCCUCCGGCCUAGCAGAGACAAGAGUCCCAGCAUGCAAUGCUUCCCCUCCUCUGGCCUAGCAGAGAUGAGAGUCCCAGCAUGCAAUGCUUCCUCUCCUCUGGCCUAGCAGAGACAAGAGUCCCAGCAUGCAAUGCUUCCCCUCCUCUGGCCUAGCAGAGACAAGAGUCCCAGCAUGCAAUGCUUCCCCUCCUCUGGCCUAGCAGAGACCGGGGUCCCAGCAUGCAACGCUUCCUCUCCUCUGGCUUAGCAGAGAUGAGAGUCCUAGCACAGUGGUUCUCAACCUGUGUGGUCCGUGGCUCGCCUGUCUAAGGGGUCCAUGAAAGACUUAGACUGUAAACUGACUGAAUAGAAUUCAACUAUAUAGACAGACAAUAGAUUUCCAAAAAGGUCCGCACCUCCAUUUGAAAUUUUGUAGGGGUCUGCAAAUGAAAAAAGGUUGAGGACCACUGUCCUGGCAUGCAACGCUUCCUCUCACCUGACCUAGCAGAUGCUCUUACAACUAAACACAGUACCUGGGCUUCACACUCCUUCUCUAGGAAACAAAAUGGUGACCCUGAGAAGAAGAGUAUUUCCAGCCAGUGGGCCGUAGUUGCGUAACAUGGCUGCCUGCUUCGAGAACUUUUCUUUAGCUACUAGUAUCAAAGGAACAGAUGCUGUGCAGAGCGGGAAAGCGUCAAGAGGUUACAAGGUCUCCUCCAUUCCUUAUAAAUACCAGACAAGAAUGAUCCCAAACUCAGAAAAAAAGGGAUUUAAUUCUCAAGCAAAGAGGUUUCAGUAUAACCAGAAUGACAUUCCAGGCCCAGGAUUCUAUAACGUCGUUCACCAGUCUGCGGAGAUUAACAGCACCUCACUGUCGAAGAAGGGAACGGGCUACUUUCCUUCCAUGGAUGCUCGUCUCCCACACAACAGAAAACCCAGCUACCCUGCCGCAAACGCCUACAACCUCUCGUUGGCAUUUCAAUCCAAGCAAGACUUCAGCACGGGAAACUCCAGUAUGUUUCAGCAACCAAUCGCUAAGAGGAGAGCGCAAACCUCCACCCCAGCGCCCAACCAAUACAACGCCUGUCUAGAUUUCUGCAAGCAAAGCAACAACGUGUGUGCCCGGGCGGUGUUUUUGUCCAAAACGACAAGAGGAUUAAGCACUGAUAAAACAGAAAAAUGGCCUUCUCCGUGCCAUUACAGAAUCAAUGAAUCCCUCGUCAAGAAGUCCCCCAGGAUUCUAGUGUCUUGCUUCAGAUCAAAUACUCAUCGCGAAACAAAGGUGAACACAGUAAGCCCAGGGCCUGCAGCGUAUCAGCUAAGCAAACCCCCUAAAGCAGCAAAGAAGACGCCUUCCACGCGAAAGCAAAACUUGAAUUUCUCUGCCCCCGCCAUACCACCAGCUAAAAAUCCCCCUUUGCCUGGACCAGGGCAGUAUGAAAUAGUGGACUACCAAGGCCCACCAAAGCAUUACAUCUCUAGUGCUGUAUUUGUCUCAAACACGGGACGGUGGAGAGGGGACACAUCUCAGCAAGGGAUGCCUGGGCCAGGUACUUAUCUGCCAGAAGUACCAGGGAAGCAGUCCUUUAUCUACAACAUUGAUAACAAGUGGAUUCCAGUACUGUAGACAUCAGAGCCCCCAUAUUUUGGAGAAAUUCUGCAAAGACUGGACUUCAUUCAAAACUAGCACUGCAUCCGCUAACGCAUAGGCAAGCUAUAGUGUCCCCGGCCCCCAUGUUUUAACUGUCCUUAUAGUCUGGUAUCUGAUACUGGUGUUUUGCACAUAUUGCAAACUGAAAGGUGAUCAUUAGGCUGAAAUUGAUCUAAGAUCGUCCAAUUAAGUUGACAUUGAACAAUUCAUGCAAAUAUUGUUUGAUUCUUUUUUACCCUAUGUAAUUAGUGGUCAUGUAUCUUUGGCACUGAUAAAUUCUGGUCAUAUAUCGGCCAAUCACGUGAAAUACAGUAUACUUGCGAUAAUCUAUAUCUUGCUUUUUAUCCCCAGUUGUCUUGGUUAGAGCUGUGGUUCCCCUGAGCCUCCAUUUAGACCUCUGGCUUUUAGAAUGCAUGUGUGCUGCUGGAUUAGGUGCACUCUCUCCCUGUAAACACAAAAUAAAUCUGGGUGUGUCCUAGUCCUGACAAUAAUACAAAUAAAUAAUAAUAAUAAUAAUAAUA
This is a messenger RNA of Chrysemys picta bellii (western painted turtle), 2308 nucleotides long. RefSeq names its product sperm tail PG-rich repeat containing 1 (gene STPG1). NCBI's taxonomy places the organism in Eukaryota, Metazoa, Chordata, Testudines, Emydidae. The record is from RefSeq and is a predicted model, not a curated record. Gene Ontology annotation, molecular function: histone binding; chromatin binding. Gene Ontology annotation, biological process: epigenetic programing of male pronucleus. Gene Ontology annotation, cellular component: female pronucleus; male pronucleus; germinal vesicle.